Rotaria sp. Silwood2 is the source of this 4356-nucleotide messenger RNA. Lineage: Eukaryota; Metazoa; Rotifera; Eurotatoria; Philodinida; Philodinidae. The record is from the annotation of a GenBank genome assembly.
AUGAAUUCAGAAUCUGUGCCAAAUACUGUACCCGAAACUGAUUCCCUUCAACAAGUGCGAGAACGUACCUUUUCUCAUUGGCCACAUCGUACUGUUCCAUCAAGUGCACAAAUGAUUGAAGCUGGAUUUUUCAAUUGCAAUAUUGGCGACCGAGUGAUAUGCAUUCAUUGCAACCUUAUAUGCCAACAAUGGACACCAGAUACUGAUGAUCCAUGUGAAGUACAUAAAACACUUUCACCUAAUUGUAUAUAUGUCAAAGAAAAAUUGAUGCGUUCUCAAGCUUCAUCUAUAGCUAUCGUCAAUGAAAGUUCAAAGAAAGCAACUUCAGACAAUCAUUCACCAACAUCAAAUAAGCUUAGUUCAUUACGGCCUAAUAGUGUUGUCUUUGCAGGUUCAUGUAAUCCUUCUUAUUCAGAUACAUCAAUACGUCAUGCAACAUUCGGUACAUGUCAAAAUGAAAAUUUACCACCAGUAGAUGAUCUGGUUCGAGCAGGAUUUUUCUAUACAGGUACUAAAACCACUGUGACUUGUUUUUAUUGUAAUGGAUCAUUACAAAAUUGUGGUCUAAAUGAUAAUCCAUUGAUCGAACAUGCACGUCUGUUUCCACAUUGUGCAUAUGCUCGACAAUUAUGUGGUGAGGAUUUAUAUCGUAGAAUUCAAGAAUCUCAACAAGCGCAACAAGAAGGUGCUCAACUCAAUGAAUUAAAAGAAAGAAUAUGUUUUAGUAAUAUGUUAAAUACUAAUCGAAGUACAAAUAGUGAAGAACUUUUGAUACCUGAUGACCGCACUUUAUCCAGACUUGUUUCUGCUCGAUUAGAUUUAGAGAUGUCACGACGUUUAUUAGAUCAAAAUUUCAAAAAAUCUAUUAUUCAACAAUGUUGGGAAAGACAAUUACUAAUAAAGCAACAUGCCGUCGAUUUUAAAGAAACAAUUGAGCAAACAAUUAUACGUGAACAUUCAUUUAUUGGUACACCUGAUACGUUACCACCUCGAUCUAAAAUGAUUACUGCUGGUUGGUACUUGAGUAGAACAAAAGGAAGAGACUAUACAAUAUGUUUAUAUUGUGGUGUAGAACGUAAUAAUUGGAAUUAUGAUGAUAAUCCGUGGCGUGUUCAUCAGGAGUUGUCACCAAGUUGUCCUUUUAUUCUUUCAUCAAAUCCAAUGGAACCAAGUUCAGUACCUAUCAAACGUUUAUGUGAAAUUUUCACAAAAGAAGAAAUAAUUUAUUAUGUGGCUCAACCCAAUUCAUCUAUGAUUUUGAAAUCUAAUUCGUAUUAUAGUCUUCCACCAAAUCGAUACGCAUCGUUUUCUAAAUUUCCUGAUGGAACUCCAAGAAAUAUUGAAGAAUUAGUAAAAUCUGGCUUUUACUAUUGCGGAAUAGGAACUAGGCUUCAAUGCUAUCAUUGCAAAGUUUACGUUAAUAAUUUUCAUGAUUAUCCAUCGAAUGUGAUCAAUGUUGAGCAUCUUCGUCGGGCUCCUAAUUGUCGUUAUGCGAGAUUGUCAUCCGAAAAACAUGCGAUGAGAUCCGCAAAAGUGAUGCUUGUCAAUGGUGUUUCAAGUAUGUUUGUUAAAGGUUGGUUUGUGGAUGAAAAAACAUCGCAAGAUGCAGAUAUCAAUGGUUUUUCAGAAGCUUUAGCAGCAGCUAUAAAUUUAACUGAUACAUUUUCUUGGCCAAUUAAUCAAUUUAGUUUUCAAUCAGUUCAUGAAAAUGUUAGCGAUUCAAACAUCUAUUCAAGUAUUCAUCAAAUUUGUAAUCGUCUUGAAUAUGGUGCAAUUGGUUCAAUAUCAAGUAUUGAUAAUCCUAAAACACAUUUAUUUGAAUUAUUUAUGGCACGUUUACAUAUUUCAAUGAUAUCUUUAAAUUAUUUAAAUUAUAAUAAACAACAUUCAACUUUAUUAAAUAAAGUUUAUCAUUUAACAAUGAAAAUUGAUCUUUUACCAGCUCUAGUAGCAUUUAUAAAACGUUAUAAAAUAGCAAAAUUAUUUUAUAUUAUGGAAGGCGAUGAAGCAUUUGAACGUUUUCAAACUUUAAUAGUUGCACAAGCACGAGAAAAAAGUUAUGAUAUUUUAGAUAUUCAAGGUCGUCAAUUAAUUGAUGUUACAAAUUCGAAUUAUACAGAAAAUUUACUUCAAAGUAUUGAAAUUAAAGAUCGAGGUUCAAAAGAAGAACUUUAUAUUGCACUUGAUUUGGAUAAUAUCAAUAGUUAUAUUAAAUUAUUAAUGCAAAUUCGACAUCAUGCUAUGACAACACCUCAUUAUCAUUACAUUUUAAUGAGUCCUGAAGCUGAUCGAAUUGAUAUGCGUACUUUUCGUUAUGGUGGUGUGAAUGUCACUUAUUUUGUACCAAAAUCAUCUUACACAAUCAAUCAAUCAUUAGAUGGAUCAACAGCUGAUCGAUUAUCUCUUCCAUCAUUUGAAAAGAAAGCAUUAGCCGAUGCUUUAUCUAUAUAUAUGCGAGGAAUUAUGUUAUUAGAUGAUCGAAUUCGUUCUAAAAUCGUUUAUUCUGAUUCCGAUGAUGAUAAUUUCGAUCAUUUAAAAAUUCAAUGUCGAACAAAAGAAAAUCAACGACAAUAUGAAUUAUUCGAUGAAGAGUUAUUCAAUAUAAUGAAAUCACUUUCAUUUGAUGGAUAUUCGGGUUAUGUAGCAUUUAAUGAAUAUGGUGAACGUAUUAAUUAUACUUUAAAUAUAUAUCAAGUAACAAUGAAUCGAUUACCAAGAAAUAUCGGCAAUUUUACCCUUGAUGAAUUUUGUUUACAUGAUCUUAGCAUAGUUGAAGGUCGUCAAGCACAUGAUUUUGAUAAAGGAAGAGAACGAAUCAUCUCAACAAUUCUUGAUGAACCAUUUACAAUGUUAAAUGCAAGUGUUGUUGGAAAUUUAACUGUAUCCGAUGCACUUGGUCAAUAUUUUACAUUUAAUGAAUUAAGUGGAUAUUGUGUUGAUUUAGCUCGUUUAAUAUGUGAAAAAAAACUUGAAAUUCCAUGUAAAUUUCGUAUUGUAAAAGAUAAUUCAUUUGGUAAUAAACCAGCUAAUGAUCAACCAUGGACUGGUAUGAUUGGAGAAUUAGUUCGACGUGAAGUUGAUCUUGCUAUUGCACCAUUAACAAUAACAAGUCAACGAGAAAAUGCAGUAGAUUUUAGUAAACCGUGGAUGAAUCUUGGUAUUAGUAUUUUAAUUAGUGCACCAGAAAAAUCUAAACCAGGUGUUUUUUCAUUUAUGGAACCAUUAUCAAAAGAGAUUUGGAUGUGUAUCACAUUUGCAUAUAUUGGUGUUAGUGUUAUACUUUUUCUUGUUUCACGUUUUUCACCAUAUGAAUGGAGUAUGAAAAAUGAAGAAACAUUACAAUUAUCAAAUAAAUUUUCUAUUUUAAAUACACUCUUUUUUGCCUUAGCGGCUUUUAUGCAACAAGGUGUAGAUUUUAUACCAAGAUCAAUAUCAGGUCGACUGGUUGCUAGUGUAUGGUGGUAUUUUUCGAUGAUUCUUGUUGCUUCAUAUACUGCUAAUUGGGCUGCUUUUCUAACGGUUAAACGAAUGGUAACACCAAUUGAAAGUGUAGAAGAUCUUGCAAGACAAACAGAUAUAAAAUAUGGUGUUGUCCGUGGUGGUUCAACACAAUCAUUUUUUGAAAAAUCGGAUGUUAAACUUUUCCAACGUAUGUGGACAUAUAUGCAACAAAGUGAUGAUGUUUUAUUUGCUAGUAAUGAAGAAGGUAUUAGUAAAGUUCGAAAAUUCCCAGGAAAAUAUGCAUUUUUACUUGAAGUAAGUUCAAAUAAAUCGAAAUUAAACAUCAAUGUAAUGUUUGUUUAUUUUAAAAAGUCAACUAAAAAUGAAUAUACAAAUGAACGUUUACCUUGUAAUACAAUGAAAAUAGGUUCAAAUUUAGAUUCCAAAGGUUAUGGAAUAGCAACACCAGUUGGUUCAGAAUUACGAGAAGCGAUUAAUAUAGCCAUACUUGAAAUGAGUGAAGAUAACAUAUUAAAUAAUUUAAAGAAAAAAUGGUGGUAUGACCGAUCAGAAUGUCAUAGUGCUACAACAAAGGAAUCAAAACAAAAUAAUGCACUUAAUCUGGCAAAUGUUGCUGGGAUAUUUUAUAUCCUAAUUGGUGGUUUAGCUUUGGCUAUUUUAAUUGCAGUAUUAGAAUUUUUUGUCAAAGCAAAUAAUGAAGCCAAACAAACAAAAAAUAAUUUUGUUGAUGUUAUGAGACGAAACAUGAGAUUAAGUAUUGCUGGUAUCAAUUUGAAUGAAGCAGCUGCAAUAAAAAUCUCCUUACAGUUUCCUAGAAGAGAUAAUUAUCAAAGUUCUGAUCCAUUAUUUGACGGAAAUGGUUAUAUAACUGACAUUAAUCAUAGUCAAGUGUAA